Molecule: messenger RNA, 931 nt
Organism: Arachis stenosperma
Lineage: Eukaryota; Viridiplantae; Streptophyta; Magnoliopsida; Fabales; Fabaceae
Product: methylesterase 1-like
Exons: 3
Coding region: 20-808 (262 amino acids)
Biological process (GO): salicylic acid metabolic process; jasmonic acid metabolic process
Molecular function (GO): methyl jasmonate esterase activity; methyl indole-3-acetate esterase activity; methyl salicylate esterase activity
Source: RefSeq, a predicted model, not a curated record
CACGCGAAUUAUACUUAACAUGGGUUCAGAAAGUGUUACACACUCAUCAAAGCAUUAUAUUUUGGUACAUGGGGUUUGCCAUGGUGCUUGGUGUUGGUACAAGAUCAAGCCACUUCUAGAAUCUUCAGGCCACAAGGUCACGCUUCUUGACCUUGCUGCUUCUGGAGCCAACUCGAAGAAGCUCCAAGAUGUUGAGACUCUUUCCGAGUACUCUGAGCCUUUGUUGGAAGUUAUGGAGUCACUCCCCCCAAAUGAAAAGGUGGUUCUUGUGGGACAUAGUCUUGGAGGGCUCAAUAUUGCACUUGCCAUGGAAAAAUUCCCCACAAAGGUUCAAGUUGGUGUUUUCUUGACCGCUGUUGUUCCUGACACUCAACACAAACCAUCCUAUGUCUUGGAAAAGUACAGUGAAAGCAUGCCUGCGACUUCAUGGAUGGACACGGAAUUCGGCAAGUGUGGAAACAAAACAUCUCUCUUCUUUGGUCGCAAUUUCAUGUCCAAAAUGCUCUACCACCUAACCCCCCUUGAGGAUCUAGAACUGGCCAUGUCUAUGUUAAGGCCUGGGUCACUCUUCAUUGAAGACUUGUCUCAGCAAAAGAACUUCUCAAAAGUGGGAUAUGGGUCAGUUCCACGUGCCUUUAUUGUUUGCACUCAGGACCUUGGGGUUCCAUUGGAAUUUCAACGGUGGAUGAUAGAAAACGCUGCCAUUAGUGACGUCAUGGAAAUCAAUGGCGCAGAUCAUAUGGUUAUGCUUAGCAAGCCCCAAGAACUUUGCGAUUGUCUCCUAAAGAUUGUUAUGAAAUACCCAUGAAUGAAUUCAUGUAUGUCAUGAAGCAGGUGUAAGUUAGAUGAGAAAAAUCAAAUAAAAAUUUAUAAUGUUAGUUUAUGUGAUACAAAAUUGAAGUUGUUUCCUGCCUGCCGAAAUUUUGACUUU